AGAUCUGAACGAAGUCUGAUAUAACCAGUGUGGGCUUUAUCUUUUUUGUAUAUAUCUCAUCUCCAUUUGUAUCCUUUUGGAACCCAUUCUUCACCUCACCACCACCAUUAAACCCAACAACUGUCACACAGAAAUGAAGAUGGCAUUGUUGAUAUUUGUGUUAAUAUUAAUGGUAAACAGCAUUAGUGGUGAAGACCCUUAUAGAUUCUUCAACUGGAAUGUUACUUAUGGUGACAUCUACCCACUUGGAGUUAAACAACAGGGGAUAUUGAUCAAUGGCCAGUUUCCAGGGCCACAAAUUGAUGCAGUGACUAAUGAUAAUGUGAUUGUUAGCGUUUACAAUAGCUUGGAUGAACCAUUCCUUAUUACCUGGAAUGGGAUACAACAAAGGAGGAAUUCAUGGCAAGAUGGUGUUUAUGGCACCAAUUGCCCCAUCCCACCUGGUCAAAACUUCACCUACAUUCUUCAAUUCAAGGAUCAAAUAGGAAGUUUUUUCUACUUCCCCUCACUCGCAUUUCACCGGGCGGCUGGAGGUUAUGGUGGUAUUUCCAUCUCCAGCCGUCCGAUGAUCCCCGUCCCCUUUCCUCCACCCGCCGGAGACUUCACCAUUCUGGCGGGUGAUUGGUUCAAGCAAAACCACACUGAUUUGAAAGCGAUACUAGAUGGUGGCCAUGAUCUUCCGUUCCCCGAUGGUCUUCUCAUCAAUGGCCGAGGAUCUAACGGAUUUACAUUUAACGUUGAUCAAGGGAAAACAUAUAGAUUGAGGAUUUCAAACGUGGGGCUUACAACAUCAAUAAAUUUCAGAAUCCAGGGCCACAAAAUGCUGCUUGUGGAGGUAGAAGGGACUCAUACUCUUCAGAACACAUACUCUUCACUUGAUAUUCAUCUGGGCCAGACAUACUCUGUGUUGGUCACCGCGGAUCAACCGCCACAGAACUAUUACAUGGUCGUCUCCACUCGGUUUACCUCCCAAGUCCUCACCGCGACUUCCAUUCUUCGUUACACCAACUCGCCCGGAUCUUUUCCCGCUCCUCCACCUGGCGGUCCGACCAUCCAAAUCGACUGGUCUUUGAAUCAAGCCCGCUCAAUCAGGCAAAACUUGACCGCAAGUGGUCCGAGGCCGAACCCGCAAGGUUCAUACCAUUACGGGAUGGUUAACUUCACUCGAACGAUCAGGCUCGCCAACUCUGCUCCGGUUAUAAACGGAAAACAGCGCUACGCGGUCAACAGCGUGUCAUUUAUCCCCGCGGACACCCCUCUAAAGAUCGCUGAUUAUUUCAAGAUCUCGGGUGUGUUUUCGCUUGGAACUAUCUCCGACAGCCCGACAGGUGGCGGUGGGUACCUCCAGACUUCGGUCAUGGCCGCGGAUUUCAGAGCAUUUGUCGAGAUCGUGUUCGAGAAUUCAGAAGAUACCGUGCAGUCAUGGCACAUUGACGGUCACUUCUUCUUUGUCGUCGGGAUGGAUGGCGGGCCGUGGUCCGCUGCUAGCCGAGCAAGUUACAAUUUAAGAGACGGGGUUUCGCGAUCCACUGUCCAGGUGUAUCCGAAAUCAUGGACCGCGUUGUAUGUACCAUUAGACAAUGUCGGGAUGUGGAAUAUACGAUCCCAGAAUUGGGCGCGACAAUACUUAGGUCAACAGUUUUAUCUUCGGGUGUAUUCACCGGUGAAUUCAUGGAGAGAUGAGUACCCGAUUCCGAAGAAUGCCAUUACUUGCGGCCGAGCAAGUGGCCGCAAGACCAGGCCCCUGUAAAUGUAGGGACGCGGAGUAGGAACCGUCACGAAAGGGUGGCUGGUUCUUAUAUAUGAGAGUUUCUGUUAAUUUUUUUGAUAUGUUUAUUUAGCUUUUGUAAUUCUACAAAACUAUGAUUGGUUUAAUGUUUUUAUUUAAGUAUUUAAAGUGGUACUUCUUUCGGAUUG
Helianthus annuus (common sunflower) is the source of this 1917-nucleotide messenger RNA. Its product is annotated as L-ascorbate oxidase homolog. Gene Ontology annotation, molecular function: oxidoreductase activity; copper ion binding. The transcript is spliced from 8 exons. Lineage: Eukaryota; Viridiplantae; Streptophyta; Magnoliopsida; Asterales; Asteraceae. The coding region runs from base 134 to 1750 and encodes 538 amino acids. The record is from RefSeq and is a predicted model, not a curated record.